Acromyrmex echinatior (Panamanian leafcutter ant) is the source of this 11335-nucleotide messenger RNA. RefSeq names its product Teneurin-a transmembrane protein (gene Ten-a). The record is from RefSeq and is a predicted model, not a curated record. Lineage: Eukaryota; Metazoa; Arthropoda; Insecta; Hymenoptera; Formicidae. Gene Ontology annotation, biological process: motor neuron axon guidance.
CUGACAAGUCAGCGUCUUAACGUUGUUACUCUCGCAAGACAACGCAAUUUCAGUACCCAUUUAAUAUGUACCUUGGAUUAAGACAAAUAUUCUCCUUUAUGUUCCACAAAACGGGGCGUCCUUUUCUUUUACACGCAGAUACGCGUGCACCUUGAGGUUUCAUCAGCAGCUACAACGUAGCAGCAACAGCGUAUCGGCGCUGCUGCGGUAAGCGAUACGAGAUGCAUAGUCACGAAUGAAGGAACUAGAGAGGAAGACAGAGAGAAAGGACAAGGUGAAGUGAGAGAGGUGUAGAAACGAUAUGAGAGAGCGCAGAGACAGAAAGGGAGACUGACGAAGGGAGGAAGAGAGAAUAUGAAGCGGGUAGCGCGGAUGAACAUGGGGUGGAAGGAGAGAGAAAGACUACCGGUACAGUGAGUGAAAAUAGAAUAAGAGGAGAGCAGGUAACGGGAGGACGAGAGACCUGGUGGGGGAGGGCAGGAGAGUUUCCUCCUUUUCAACCCCCGUGUUGCCGCGUACCGCGCAGAGCGGCGCGUAGGUAUACGUACACACUAGGCGUCUAUAUUUUAUAUCCGGUGUACCCGAGUUGUCGCUAGGGCGCAGACUCGAGCCAAUCGGGGUCGGCCGGCUCGCCAGUUACUUUUCGCGAUUCACCGUGGCCGCUCUGCCGCGGCGCAGGUAGACGGACGGACGACAGUCAGUCAGUCGGUCAGUUAGUGAGACGAGAAGGAAGGAUGUAAGAGGAUUGUAUCGGCGGAGUAUAAAAAAGAAAAAAAAAUAGAGAGUAGAGAAGGGAAGGAAGAGAGGCGCAGCGAGAGCGAAAAGGGGUGAAAAUUGUGGCUAUAGAGCGGAGCGAAAAAGGAAGGCAGAAGGAUUAAAAAAAAAACACGAAAAAGUGCAGACAGAUAAGGAAAGAGGGAGGGCGAGGGAGAUAGGAAGAAAGAGAGAGGUCAUAGGUGCUGGCCGUACCGCAUUCGCCGCACAAAAGCACAACUUGCGCACUGUUGCGCCGCGUUACCAAGCUAUUGCGCGAGCAACCGAACUGUGCCGCUCGGCCACCCCUGCCGAGCAGUCGAGUGCUUUCGUGCGGAGUGUUUACGUCGUCGCGCGGGUAAACACACACGUUGUCGUGGCUCGCGCUCUCGUAAGCUCUGUCCUACGCACCCCUUUCUCUUUCUAUCGGCGUGAAUCAGCUGGAACGCCAAUACUUCCAUCCUACGCCUUCGCAUAGCUCGAGUGAUGUCACGCGCCCUGUGAAUGUGCAAAACGAACAUCAUAGAGUCGAGCUGAUCGCUGAUCGAGUACGCUAAAGCUACGAAUGCGAUACGAUAAAACGUCCAAUCUUAACUAUCCAAUUCGAAACUAUCCACGUCUCGACUCGAUGCUUAUCUUCGAGUAACAAAGACAAGACUGACAUUCGCUCAUGUCAAUUCGUGAUAUUUCGGACCGUCGCGUCGUUUCGGAAUUUACGUGAAUUUCGUUUCAAGAGUUCGUAAAUCUCGCGUUUCGGACUUUAUCGCGAUAGUCACGCCGGUGUGCGCGCUCGCGAGGAAUUGGGAGAUUAGGAUCGCUGGCUCGGGGGAUUCGCUAAAUCGACAGGGUAGAGAAGCGGCGCGGGCACUGUGACAGUGCAGCAGUGUGCGACGACGAAGGCGCUUGCAACGAUACGUGACUGUCUUAACUCUCCCCCUCCCCCCUUCUCCCUCCCCCAGGCUCGUUCGUAUGUAUGUACGUCGAUGCUCCGAGCGGAACUCUCACGUCGCCGCGAAUUGAACCUGCGUGAGUAGAUCGGCAGGGUGGGAGACGGAGAAAGACGUUGAUCUCGUCAUCGCGAAACGCUGGAUGUCACUACGUCAUUGCAUAGCGAGGCGUACGUGUGCGGACGUACGUAGUCAUCGUUUGUGCCUGGCGUAAACUCGCGCGGCAAAGUGACUACCCCGAAGUGCAGCGGUGAUAAGAAGAUACAGCCACGCGACGUGAUCGUUAGCAUAAAUGACAAGCGCAGCCAAGGCAUCGAACUGAGGACGAUUUCUGAUCUAACUAACGGAAACAACAACAGCUCUGCUGAAUACGCGGACGCUAAUAAGCAGAUUCUGACCACUAGUCUGACGCAUCACUAUGCUGCAGUGAUGGACAGCGAGGGCACGUUGGGCCGCGGCCAUGCAAAUGGGGGCCGUGGGCUGCGCCGUCAGCGGUCCCUGGAAUGGAGAGAACGGCGCGGUUAUGGAGCUGGUGGCCAAUCCAGCAGUGAUGAUGAAGAUAACACACGUCACGCUGUGGGGCCCGUGUCAAGUUCAUCCGUUACAAGAGGCGCUCGUAGUCCCGGUCAGGUCUUUGCCUCCAUUUUGGCGCAACAAUAUGGCAAUGCGGGAGACAGAUCGUACCGUACGGGAUCCGACACGGAAGGCGCAGCAACUACAGACAACCCUACAACGCCAUUUCCUACGCCACCCCCAACCUUGACACCGAAUCAUCGGCAAGCUUCUCCGUUUCCCCUCGAAAGCACAAACUCUCGCCGGCAUCAUUAUAACGGCAGCAUAUCUUCCGAGAGAUCUCGCAACGGCAAUGGUGAGACCGUUUACGCGGCGUCCACAAAAAAGACGACUUCCGGUGGCGGUACCUUAGGUCGAAGAACACGCCGAGGUCACGCAAGCGCCUUGAGCAGUAGCUCGACAGCGAGCGAUCGUUCCGAAACCGUCUUCCCCGAUGAACACACUCGCAUGCAUCUCACCAAUGGUCUACCCAGGCCUAUUUAUCUCACAGAUACUGGUAGGGAUUCCCCUCCGGAACCCGCACCACCGGAAGUACCGCCACGUGGACCGUCUUUACACGCGACGCAUACUUUACGCGCGCAACAAAAUCGAAAUGGUUGCCCACCGAAUGCAUCAGGAAGUUUCACUGUGCCAAGUGAUCAAAUACCGACCGAGACGUAUUCGGAGUACUUGAUGUCAGGAAGUCCACGGAGUUAUCCAGCACGAUCCCCGGGGGUCGCUUCCACGCCAACCGUGACCAGGCUUCCGCCACCGCAACAGCAGGUGACGGUGGGUUCUCUGGGCGGCGGUUUAGGCGGUGCCGGAAAUGGCGGUACCGCCACGGUAGGCGCGCAAGGCCAAGCCAUGGUGAUGCCAGGUUUUCCGCUUCGUGCCGCAGCGGUGCCGCACUAUUCCCCGUAUUCACCAUCGCGCUUUCACAUCGACAAACGUUGUCAGCACAGGUGCUCUUGGAAAUGCUUCUCAAUCGCUCUGAUCCUCCUGGCUGUGGCGCUGACGGCGAUGCUGGCGUACUUUGCUGCAGUGAGCUCUAUGCGCCCGAUAGACAGCACUAACUGCAUUCUGGUUCAAGAUAUCAAGGCUGUCACUCACGAAAACGCACACAUCCACGACUCGAUAUCCACGCAGAUUCCUACAGAAGAAUCCCUACCUACGAGUACGGCGGAGCAUUCGAGCGCCGCGGACAGCGCCGGCGAUCAACAGAGCGAUCCGCAGAUCCAGCAAUCGGCGCAGCAAUGGCCAGCCGUGCUCGAACUGCAGGCCUACAAUGUCGCGCACUCCGCCAUUAUUCAGCCGUACCAUUUUUGGAACACGGAAUUCCGUAACAAACAGCCAGCUUUCAUCAGGCUGAACUUGACCCUACCAUGGGGUGCGAAUUUCGCAGUAUACGGCAGACGGAACGUCGCGCCCAGCGUCACGCAGUACGAUUUCGUGGAGUUCGUCAAAGGUGGCAGGGUGGUCCACAGGUUGAAGAGGGACAUCACUGCCGUCAGUUUUAUGCAGUCCACCAGUCCGCAAGACAUCCACGUGGAGCGCGUGCCGCAACCGGUCGCACUUUAUCAACACGUGCUCAUCAAGAGGACCAUUGUGGAACCAUUGAUGGUCAAUGUCAGUCUACUGCAGUACUUUGACACCGGCGACUGGUUCCUGUCCGUAUAUAACGAUGAGUUGCAGCCUUACAAGGUUACUUUGGUCGUUACGGAAGCUGAAGGUGUCUCCACUACAUGUCCCAAUGACUGCUCCGGACGUGGAUCGUGCUACCUUGGCAAAUGCGAUUGUAUAGACGGAUAUCAGGGUGCUGAUUGCAGCAAAAGCGUGUGUCCGGUUUUGUGUUCUUCACACGGACAAUACGGUGGUGGUGUGUGUCACUGCGAGGAGGGCUGGAAAGGUGCGGAAUGCGACAUACCGUUAGGUGACUGCCAAGUUCCUGACUGUAAUCAGCAUGGCCAGUGCGUUAGAGGAUCUUGCGUCUGUAAUCCCGGCUGGAAGGGCAACUUUUGCGACGAACCCGACUGCUCUGAUCCGAACUGCAGCGGCCACGGCGCUUGUGUCUCCGGCAAGUGUUACUGCAAGGCCGGCUGGCAGGGCGAGCGGUGCAAUCAGGUUGAUCAGCAGGUGUAUCAGUGUCUGCCCGGCUGCUCCGAUCACGGCACGUACGACCUCGAAUCUGCGGCCUGCGUUUGCGAGGAGCAUUGGACGGGGGUCGAUUGCUCACAGCCGAGUUGCGGUCUAGAUUGCGGACUUCAUGGAUCCUGCGAGCAAGGCCGCUGCAAAUGCCACGAUGACUGGACUGGAACGAAAUGCGAUCAAAAACCGUGUGACUUGCGUUGCGCCGAGCAUGGCCAAUGCAAAAAUGGAACCUGUGUGUGCAGUCAAGGGUGGAACGGAAGACAUUGCACAUUACCUGGAUGUGAGAAUGGAUGUAGCCGCCAUGGAUUGUGUACCCUACAGGAUGGUGAAUACAGUUGCGAAUGUUCAACUGGAUGGGCCGGCAGAGAUUGCAGCAUACGACUCGAAUUGGAAUGUAAUGAUUACGUUGACAAUGACGAAGAUGGCAUGAUGGACUGCUCUGACAGUGAGUGCUGUUCGCACGAAGCUUGUUCAGAACAUAUCAUGUGCCUUGCUAGUAAUAAUCCCGUGGACGUUCUUCUCCGAAAACAACCACCCAGCGUCACAGCGUCCUUCUAUCAACGAGUAAAGUUCCUCGUCGAAGAGAACAGCGUACAGAGCUACGCCCACAUGGACGAGUACACGGAAAGUACGUUCUGGAGUUCCUUUACACCGCGUCGAGUUGCGGUGAUGCGAGGCCAAGUUGUUACCGAACAAGGACUCGGAAUAGUAGGCAUCAGAGUGUCCGUGGACAGGGACUCGCGCUUUGGAUUCACCUUGACUAGAACAGACGGAUGGUUCGACGUCCUGGUCAAUGGUGGAGGUGCCGUGACGCUUCAAUUCCAGCGCAGCCCCUUCAAACCCCUUACAAGGACCGUCUUCGUACCCUGGAAUCAGAUCGUGGUCCUACCACCCGUUGUGAUGAUUCUUAGCAAGGAAGGCGAAUCGUAUAAAUCUAACCAGCCGCCGAGCCCGGCAGUUGGCUUCCCAGGGAUUUCGAUGGGACUCUUUAGCGAACACGGUCCGUGCUUGGAACACGAUCACGAGACGUUGCGACCAAUUAUUGUUAGCACAUGGAUGCCUGAGAAAGUUGGCGGUUUGCCUGGGAAGAGCUUGGUCUUUGCUGAAAGUCAAAUCGUGCAGGAAAGCAUCGCUAUUCCAGGCUCCAAUCUCCACUUGAUGUAUCAAAGCAGUCAGGCUGCGGGCUAUCUCUCUACCGUGAGGAUGCAACUGACCGGGCCGUUCAUUCCAAAAUCGCUGACGCACGUACACGUGCACGUAGAGAUCGAGGGCUCGCUUCACACGAAAACGUACGAGGCUGACCCGAAUCUGACGCACACGUUUGCCUGGAACAAGAGAAACGUUUACAAGCAGAAGGUGUACGGCGUGGCGCAGGCGAGGAUCUCGAUCGGCUAUCAACAUUCCACUUGUCCGUCGGUGAUAUGGGAGACGCAGACGGCCACUUUGCAGGGAUUCGACGUCGAUAUCUCCGAUAUCGGUGGAUGGGGACUCGACAUCCAUCACCAUUACAACUUCCACGAAGGGAUCCUGCAGAAAGGCGAUGGCUCUACUCUACAUUUCAAACAGUAUCCGCGCACUGUGAAAGUGGUAAUGGGCACUGGUCUCCAAAGAAGUUUGGUAUGUCAGAAUUGCGACGGUCUCGCUAAGGAUGCUAGACUCCUGACGCCAGUGGCACUCGCCAGUGGACCUGAUGGUAGCAUAUAUGUCGGAGAUUUCAAUCUCGUGCGCAGAAUCACGCCUGAAGGAAAGGUUUACACCGUUUUGAUUUUGAGUGCGACUCAAGUGGCAUAUCAGUAUUAUCUGUGCAUCUCGCCAGCUGAUGGACAUUUGUAUAUCAGCGAUCCCGAGAAACAUCAAAUAUUGAAAGCACUCUCGUUGGAACAAGUCCAAGAUCCAAGCAUUAAUAUCGAGCCCGUUGUUGGAAGUGGCGAAAGGUGUAUUCCAGGUGACGAGGGCCACUGCGGCGAUGAAGGUCCGGCCAUCCAUGCAAAAUUGGCUCAUCCUAAAGGAAUUGCAAUUGCGGCCGAUAAAACGAUGUACAUUGCCGAUGGAACGAAUAUUCGUGCUGUCGAUCCUCGAGGAAUCAUACAUACUCUCGUAGGACAUCAUGGUCAUCAUAAUCAUUGGUCGCCCGCUCCCUGCAUCGGAGCCAUUCCCGCACAUCAAGCUCAGUUACAAUGGCCCACCGGAUUAACCCUAAGCCCAUUGGAUGGAUCCCUGCAUUUCAUCGAUGACAGGCUAGUCUUGAAACUCACCAGCGAUCUGAAGGUGCGUGUAGUCGCUGGUACGCCUCUUCACUGUACCAGCAAUGCAAAUAACAACAAUGGCAACGAUGAACUUCCGAAACUAAACUCCUCGUUGACGACGAACUUGAAAAAAUCAGACGAGGUCCUCGGAUCGGUGUUGGCUGUCGGUUUCAGUCCAACCGGUGAGCUGUACAUAGCGGAUCGUGAUUCUCAUCGAGUGAAUUCUAUUAGAAUCGUCGAUUCCUCUGGCAAGAUGUCACACUUCGCGGGUCAACAGCAGGAAAGACUGCGUGGUCAAUGCGAAUGCAACAAUACUACACCCAGCACCAAGGAUUUGGACACGUGCACCUGUACGGAUGAUACUAGCAGCACCGAAACGCUCCUCUCUUCAAACGCCAAGUUUACUGCAAUAUCUGCUCUAGCGGUUUCACCAGACGGUGUCUUGCACGUAGCUGAUCAGGGCAGCCUUCAUAUCCUGGCUCUCCAGCCGUAUCUUCCGAACCAUGAUGAGAACGGAGAGUUCCGCAUCCCAUUCCCACCUUCGAAUGAGAUCUACGUGUUCAAUCGCUACGGUCAACACAUUUCCACGAAGGACUUGACAUCUGGAAAGACCCGCUACUCCUUCCUGUAUAGCAAGAACACGAGUUUCGGCAAGUUGUCCACGGUGACGGAUAGCGCGGGCAAUAAGAUUCAAUUCCUACGAGAUUACAGUAGCGUCGUUAGCUCUAUUGAGAACACUCAGGAUCAUAAAUCCGAAUUGAAAAUCUCCGCGGUUGGAUUCCUGGAGAAAUUGUCCGAACGUGGCAGGGCGGAGAUCGCGCUUGGUUAUGACGGUUCAACCGGCUUGCUCACCAGUCGAUCAGGAGGAGAUGAAACAUACAUAUACAAUUACGACAGUCUAGGACGUGUCACCGAUGUAAUACUGCCGACGGGCGAGAAAUUGAAAUUAUUAUCAGACUUAUCUGACAACGAAGGUCUAUUGGUUAAAGUGUCUGCUCCCUUGCAAGCUUUAUCUAAAGGUGAUAAACAGCGAAUCGUAGAAUUUGAAAUGAAAAACGAGAAGUCGAAAAUGUUGACAGUCACUGAUGGCACCAAACUCAUGAAAGCGAUUGCAUUUACAAAUAGCAGCCUGGAAGUGCUUCUGCCUGGUGGUGGUAGAGUACUUAGCGCGGCGACAACAAAACAUCCACUAUUGAAGCCGGCUUUGCCGGUAGAAGCAGAGAUGCUACCUAUGUGGAGCUAUCAAUUGAUGUCAUUAGGCGAAUUAACAAACACUAUGACGACGACAUACAACUUGGUCGGAGAAGUUAGCCACCCUCAACAAACGCUUAACAGAGAGAUCUGGGUGAACGACACGCGAGUGAUAAGCGUCGAAUUCGAACAGGCAUUCAGCCGUGAGACGUUUUAUGACAAGGCGGGAACUCCUCUAUUGACGGUGACCUUCGACCUGGCCGGUUUACCCUUGCUCUGGCAACCGUACGAGCAGGGUCAUAAUCUCAGCAUUACUUACGAUCGAUUUAACAGGAUCGACAGUUGGAAAUGGGGUGCUUCCGAUGAAUCAUAUGCUUACGACCGACACGGUCAACUGGCGGAAAUCACCAAUAGUAAGGAUGGCACAAAACGAUAUACCUACAAUGACUUCAAUAUGCUGUCGAAGAUCACGCUUGCCAGCAACAGACAGUUCUCAUUGCAAUAUGAUGAUGACGGUGGAUUACGACAUAUCAUUUUACCGUCUGAAACCAAACAUUCCUUCUCCUGUCAGGCUUCUCUCGGCUUUCUCAGGGUGACAUACACUCCACCUGGCAGCACUAGAGCCUAUCUGCAGCACUACAGUCACGAGGGGAACCUGCUGCAGACUGUAUUUCCAGGAGACGGAGCUCGCAUUGUCUACAGAUAUCACACUUCGGGACAAUUGGCAGAGGUCGUUCACGGCGACGGCAAAAGCGAGAUCAGAUACACAGAGAGUGGACUACCUUCCGAAGUUAUACACUCCGAGAGGGACGUGGAGUACAAAUGGGAUUAUCAAUAUAGUGCAGGACUUCUGGUAGAGGAGCGAAUAGAUUUCGGCGCCAAGACUGGUCUAAGCAACGCUAAAUUUACGUUCGAAUAUGAUUCGAAUUUCCGCCUGAUCGCGGUACAGGGUAGAAUAGGCGGUCAGACGCUGCCACCACACACCAUGGCUUACAGUCCGAGGUCGGGUACGCUAGAGCAAAUCGGUCAAUUUAAAGUGACAAGACCGCAGUCGAACGAGACGACUGUGUUUGACGGUACCGCAUUAUUCUCGCGCACUACAGAUGACCGAUUCCUAGAAACUCAAGUCACAGUGACGAUCCAUCGAAUGGAAGUGUUCAGGAUGGAAUUCACGCACGAUUCACGCGGUCGCAUCAAUCAGACGAGAACGUACACGCGUAACGUCGCCGUUAAUACGUAUACCAACGUAAAGAAUUACACAUGGGAUUGCGAUGGUCAGUUAACCGGUGUAGAAGCGCAGGAACCAUGGGGUUUCAAGUACGACGCCAACGGUAAUAUGUUGUCGCUCACAUAUCGAGGUAACACGAUCCCAAUGGAGUACAACGCUAUGGACCGAAUAGUCAAGUUCGGCGAAGGUCUCUACAAGUACGACAACCGAGGUCUAGUAGUGCAGAAUGCGAGAGAGGAGAGAUUCAAUUACAACGCCAAGGGUCUCCUUGUGCGUGCCACCAAACGCGGCCGUUUCGACGUGCGAUACUAUUACGAUCACCUGGAUCGCCUAGCCACAAGGAAAGAUAAUUACGGCAAUGUCACGCAGUUCUUCUACAACAAUCAGAAACGACCGCACGAAGUGAGCCAAAUAUACAGCCCGCGCGAUGGUAAACUGAUGUCGCUGGUUUACGAUGACAGAGGACAUCUUAUUUACGCACAAGUAUAUCGACACAAAUAUUACAUUGCCACUGAUCAGUGUGGAACACCCAUUAUGAUCUUCAAUCAAUAUGGCGAAGGCAUCAGAGAAAUUAUGCGAUCACCUUAUGGUCACAUCGUUUACGAUUCGAAUCCAUAUCUUUACUUGCCGGUAGACUUCUGCGGAGGACUUUUGGAUCAGGUCACCUCCCUCGUUCACAUGCCAAAUGGUAAGGUUUACGACCCGCUAAUAGGCCAGUGGAUGUCACCGCUCUGGGAAAACGUUUUGGAUCGCGUAGACAAACCAACGCACCUACAUCUUUAUAGAUUUAACGGUAACGAUCCAAUUGAUGUCAGACACACGGAUAGACCAAGUCAACCAACUGAUCACAUAUCAUGGCUGUCGCAUCUUGGAUAUGACCUGAAGAGUUUAGCACCGCAGCUAUUCCCGGAUGAGUUACCGGAAAGCCUCGUUCCGCGAGCACUCGGUCCGGGAACUUCUAUAUUCGGUAAAAAGAAAAGAACGCGCAAUCUGGGCGUCCAGUCCGGUUUCCUCGCGCACAUCGCCCAACGGCAUUCAGGCGACGCGGUGAGCCUGUCUGCGCCACCACGAUCUGCCUUGAAGAAAGACACGAGCGAGCUGAUACCCAGUCGUCUAGGUGCGGCGUCCGAUCCGCCGUUCGGUAAAGGUAUCCUAGUGUCGAGAACUGCUGAUGGCCAAGCGGUGGUGUCCAGCGUACCCAGCGCUAACGCUAUUUAUGGAGACGUGUUCACAUCCGUGUUCAACCGCUCGUACUUCUUGCCAUUUACGUUUGUCGUGCACAGCGCACAGCAGGACGCCUUCUACUUCGUCAAAGAGGAAACCUGGCGUGCCAGCGAGGAUCGUGGUCAACUGAAACGAUUAGGAGGUCAAGUAAACACUACGUUCCACGAGAACGAGAAUGGUAGUGGCAGUAGUUCGUUAAUCGAUGUGAAGAUACAUGGUGCUAGCUAUGUGGUGAACUUGCGUUACGGCACCACGGCGGAGAAGGAAAAGCAGAGACUACUGCAUCACGCUAAGGCGACCGCUAUUAGGAAGGCAUGGCAUCGAGAACGUGAAGCCCUUAAAACGAACACUCCCACAUCCGUCGAGUGGAUGGUCGCCGAGCAGGAUGAGAUACUGAAAGUCGGCCUCGCAUCUAAUUAUGAGGGCGAGUAUGAGGACCCUUACAACAUUAGGUUCGUGAAGAAGGCCGUCGACCAGUCGAGCAAGAAACGACGCAGGAGGAGAGGCGCGCCGUCCUGUAAGCUCUGGUGGUUAGAUAAAAUGUGCUAGAGCAAUUUGAGAGUCAGUCGUAUCGUCCCCUCGCACGGGGACAUUGUCCAGUAUCGAAGCCGCGGGACUUUCGAGUGAGCGACACCGACAGGUAAAGAGGUAGAUUGAAAAACCGGAAACGUGAAAGUCGACGGAAGGAGAUAAAAAAAUGCCGCUGUAGCGCAGCGUCCGUAUAUAUAUGCAUGCGCAUAUAUAUAUAAACGUACUGAAAACUAUCAAAAAGUUUUAUACCAAAGUCUAUUUGUGUAUUUCAAAGAUGCCAAAAACACUAUAACGUUAUAUUAUAUAUAAUAAAUAUAUAUACCACGAGGUAUAGGGUACGUAGGGUGUAAGAGCGUUAAGCGCACGCGGAGAAACGUGGGUUUCACCGAGUAUUCGCUCCACGGACCAGCUGCGCGACCGAUCCGCGAUUGGCAAAUCCGCGAAAGCCUUAUAAGCGUCGUCGGGAAAGGAGAGAAUGAGAAUCGAGAGUGUGCCGGAUUUCGGACCACGCGAGC